GUCGGCAUUUUGGACUUCUUCCAUGAAGGAGUCCGGCUCCGAAAUGAAACCAAGUUCGGCUCGGCACCCACAAACAGACGGGCAAACGGAGAGAGCACAGCAGACUGCUCACAUGAUGCUUCGUACGCUCAUCAGUCCGGAUCAGAAGGAUUGGGUUGACCGCCUACCCGACAUCGAGUUCGCCUACAACACUUCGUUGCAUCCGGCGAUCGGCGUGACUCCAUUCGAGUUGCACCACGGUGGUCGGAAAGGCCGUAUCUUCGCUGAUCUUCUCCUCCCACGAACAACCGACAUAGACGCCGCUUGCUCUCCCACCUCCGUUCGAAAGUACAGGGAAUUGCUGACUCAAGCCUGUGCGAACAUGCACAAGGCUCAAGUCCGCAUGCAGCAGCAAGCCAACAGGCGUCACGUACCAUGCCCCAUCCAUGCCGGUGAUCUGGUUUGGGUCUCCGCGGAAGAGUUUGCGCUUGAACAGGAUGUUUCACGCAAGCUACUCCCCAAGUGGUUUGGACGAUGGACCGUCCUUUCAGCCGCAGGCGACAAGCCCGACGGCUCAUCCUUUAUGAUCGACAUCCCUCCGCAUCUGGCGGUCCAUCCAGUCUUUGACGCCUUGAAGCUGGCGACAUACACACCAGCCAAGGACAAUGACUUCCCGGACCGGCGAUCGCAGGACCCUCCCUCCAUGGAUGGUCAUCAGGAGAUCGAUCGCGUCGUCACACACCGCAAGUACGACAACAAGCCGAUGCAAUACAAGGUCUCAUUCAAAUGGUGCAACCGCGACGACACAAUGUGGAUUUCACGAGCAGAUUUGCAAGCAUCCGCACCACUGAUUCAUGCCGACUACGAGUGACGAAGACUAGCUAAGGAAGCGUCACAACCUGCCCCUCCCACCCGGACUUUGGUCCCUCCCUCUGACAGGCAGCUUCGCCCUCGCAGACCCUGUAGCGUAAAAAAGUCACCAAUGGCAUUACAAAACAAAAUUUCAUUGCCAAG
Molecule: messenger RNA, 993 nt
Organism: Chara braunii
Lineage: Eukaryota; Viridiplantae; Streptophyta; Charophyceae; Charales; Characeae
Source: the annotation of a GenBank genome assembly